CCUCAGGAUCUGGGAGUUGAGGGCGUGAGGGAACAGGAACACUUUGGCGGGAGAGGUUUUACACACUUGAAGAGAAUGUCAAGACGCAGUAUCCGUUUGCAAGCUAAGCAGCAGCCCCAGCCCAGCCAGACUGAUUCCCCCCAGGAGGCCCAGAUAAUUCAGGCCAAGAAGAGAAAAACAGCCCAGGAUGUCAAAAAAAGAAAAGAGGAGAAGGUCGCCAAGAAACAACAGUAUGAGAUUAGGAAUUGUUGGCCACCUGUAUUAUCUGGGGGGAUCAGUCCUUGCAUUAUCAUUGAAACACCGCACAAAGAAAUAGGAACAAGUGACUUCUCCAGAUUUACAAAUUACAGAUUUAAAAAUCUUUUUAUUAAUCCUUCACCUUUGCCUGAUUUAAGCUGGGGAUGUUCAAAGGAUGUUUGGCUAAACAUGUUAAAUAAAGAGACCCGGUAUGUUCAUGACAAACAUUUUCAAGUUCUGCAUUCUGACCUGGAACCACAGAUGAGGGCAAUACUUCUUGACUGGCUUUUAGAGGUAUGUGAAGUAUACACACUUCAUAGAGAAACAUUUUAUCUUGCACAAGACUUUUUUGAUAGAUUUAUGUUGACACAAAAGGAUAUAAAUAAAAAUAUGCUUCAACUCAUUGGAAUUACCUCAUUAUUCAUUGCUUCCAAACUUGAGGAAAUCUAUGCUCCUAAGCUCCAAGAGUUUGCUUAUGUCACUGAUGGUGCUUGCAGUGAAGAGGAUAUCUUAAGGAUGGAACUCAUUAUAUUAAAGGCUUUAAAAUGGGAACUUUGUCCUGUAACAGUCAUCUCCUGGCUAAAUCUCUUCCUCCAAGUUGAUGCUCUUAAAGAUGCUCCAAAAGUUCUUCUACCUCAGUAUUCUCAGGAAAAGUUCAUUCAGAUAGCUCAGCUUUUAGAUCUGUGUAUUCUCGCCAUUGAUUCAUUAGAGUUCCAGUACAGAAUACUGGCUGCUGCUGCCUUGUGCCAUUUUACCUCUAUUGAUGCCGUUAAGAAAGCCUCAGGUUUGGAAUGGGACAGCAUUUCUGAAUGUGUAGAUUGGAUGGUGCCUUUUGUCAGCGUAGUUAAAAAUACUAGUCCAGUGAAGCUGAAGAUUUUUAAGAAGAUUUCUAUGGAAGACAGACACAAUAUCCAGACCCAUACAAAUUAUCUGGCUAUGCUGGAUGAAGUAAAUUACAUAAACACCUUCAGGAAGCAGGGACAGUUGUCACCAGUGUGCAGUGGAGGCAUUAUGACACCACCGAAGAGCACUGAAAAGCCACCAGGAAAACAUAAAGAAGCUAACUAAGCAGACAAGUACUGACUG
Molecule: messenger RNA, 1323 nt
Organism: Pteronotus mesoamericanus
Lineage: Eukaryota; Metazoa; Chordata; Mammalia; Chiroptera; Mormoopidae
Gene: CCNE2
Product: cyclin E2
Exons: 12
Coding region: 76-1305 (409 amino acids)
Biological process (GO): G1/S transition of mitotic cell cycle; regulation of cyclin-dependent protein serine/threonine kinase activity
Cellular component (GO): cytoplasm; cyclin E1-CDK2 complex; nucleus
Molecular function (GO): cyclin-dependent protein serine/threonine kinase regulator activity
Source: RefSeq, a predicted model, not a curated record